AUGGGCGACCCGGCCGUCGCGCCGGACGCCGCCUACCUGGAGGCGGUGACGCAGAAGCGGAUCCGCAUCUUCGAGGAGAUCCAGGCCCGGCAGGCCCUCGAGCGCCUCAACAUCGGCGGCGACCCCAUCAGAGUAACUUUGCCUGAUGGUGCGAUAAAGGAAGGCAAGAAGUGGAUAUCGACCCCGAUGGAUAUCGCCUCGGGGAUAUCAACUGGGCUGGCCGCUAGCUGCCUGAUAGCGCAGGUGAAUGGUGUGCUCUGGGACAUGACGAGGCCAUUGGAAGGCGACUGUGACUUGAAGCUGUUCAAGUUCGACAGCAACGAAGGGCGUGACACGUUCUGGCACUCGAGUGCUCAUAUUCUUGGAGAGGUCUCUGUUAUAAUUCAUUCUCAAUUCAUCUUUUUUCUAAUCGAAGAGGAUGUUUGUUUGCAGUCUAUCGAGAGGGUGUAUGGCUGCAAGUUGUGCAUUGGACCUUGUACUACAAGAGGAGAGGGUUUUUACUACGACGCCCACUACAAGGACUUGACACUGAAUGAUACACACUUUGGUCUCAUUGACAAGCAAGCUAAAAAGGCUGUUGCGGUUGAAAUAAUUAACGAAUUGCCCGAGGACAAGACCAUUACAGUAUACAGAUGUGGUCCUUUGGUCGACCUUUGCCGUGGCCCGCACAUCCCAAAUACUUCCUUUGUUAAAGCUUUCGCUUGCCUCAAGGCUUCAGCAUCAUACUGGAGAGGAAAAGCAGACCGUGAAAGCCUGCAGAGAGUAUAUGGAAUCUCUUUCCCUGAUUCUAAACGUCUCAAGGAAUAUCAACAUAUGAUAGAGGAAGCUAAGAAACGCGAUCAUAGGUUAUUGGGGCAGUCCCAGAAACUCUUCUUUUUCCAUCCACUUAGAUCUUUACUCACCGGCUUGCUGUUAGAUAGCUCUUUGACAAAACUUUGCAACUAUGCAGCCCAGGUUCUGAGUCCAAAUAUUUACAACAUGCAACUUUGGGAAACCUCUGGACAUGCUGCAAACUACAAGGACAACAUGUUUGUUUUUGAGAUCGAGAAACAAGAAUUUGGCCUUAAGCCAAUGAAUUGUCCUGGCCAUUGCCUAAUGUUUGGACACGAGGUUCGAUCGUAUAGAGAGUUGCCUCUCCGCAUGGCUGAUUUUGGAGUUCUGCACAGAAAUGAACUUAGUGGUGCACUUACAGGUUUGACACGUGUCAGAAGAUUCCAACAGGACGAUGCCCAUAUUUUUUGCACGGAGAGCCAAAUCAAGGAUGAAGUUCGGUCUUGCUUGGAGUUCAUUGAUUAUGUUUAUAAAAUAUUUGGGUUUGAAUACGAGCUGGAGUUAUCAACGAGACCAGAGAAGUAUUUAGGUGACAUUGAGACCUGGAACAAAGCAGAGCAACAACUGACAGAAGCAUUGAAUGAGUUUGGGAAGCCAUGGAAGAUAAAUGAAGCAGAUGGUGCUUUCUAUGGCCCAAAAAUAGAUAUUGGUGUGUUUGAUGCCCUCAAGAGGAAAUUUCAGUGUGCAACUCUACAGCUCGAUUUUCAGCUGCCACUUCGCUUCAAGUUGACUUAUUCUGCAGAGGACGAAGCCAAGCUUGAGAGGCCUGUAAUGAUACACAGGGCAAUACUAGGAUCAGUUGAAAGGAUGUUUGCCAUUCUUUUGGAGCACUAUAACGGUAAAUGGCCGUUGUGGUUAAGCCCCCGACAAGCCAUUGUUUGCUGUGUAUCUGCCAAUUCACUAACAUAUGCAAAAGAGGUUCAUGCUCAGAUACGUGCAGCUGGUUUUCAUGUUGACAUUGACAUGACUGAUAGAACAAUUCAAAAGAAGGUGCGGGAGGCUCAGUUAGCCCAAUUCAACUAUAUUCUAGUCGUCGGCGCAAAAGAGGCAGAGUCUGGAAAGAUAUUAGAGCUGCUGCCUUGUGACCAUGAGGUCACGGGUUCAAGUCCUGGAAACAGCCUCUUACAGAAAUGUAGGGAAAGGCUGCGUACUAUAGACGCAAAGUGGUCGGACCCUUCCCCGGACCCUGGGCAAGCGGGAGCUACAUGCACCGGGCUGCCCUUUUUAUAUAUAUUAAAGUACACAUGUGUAUUCUGUGAAUGUUUAUAUGAAGGUGAUAAAAUUGGCAACCUAGGUCUCUCUGAGGGAAUGCCCCGCGUCUUCACAAAUGUGAGGCAGCAACACCCUGUGGUGGAGUUGGUGGUGCUCAAUUUCGUCGAAUGGGAUGAUUGGAGAAAGGCCGGUGCCGGUGGGUUUGAUAGUUUUCUGAUGGACAUGUCUGGUCCAAGAUGGAAGAAGGGCAAAGACGGCAAGGAUUUCGCAGCUCUGGCAGCAGCCCAACCCAUGUCAAGCAUUGUUGCCAAGCUCCAGUCUUCACUGGAAGGAUCAAAGCUCGUGGCGACUUUAUCUAGCAGGGGCGGGGAUGCGGUUCUUGGCGUGAACCCGCAGGAAGCCGCGCUUCUGAACCGCGCCGCCUUUGGCCGGGCACUGGAAAAUGUCGGGGCCGAGAAACAGUGGUUCCAGCUGGGCGCUGAGGAGGUCUUCUACCUUCACCAUGCUUUGGAGUGCAUCGUGGUCGAGUCGGCGAACAAGGAUCUGAUGAGCCAAGGGGAGCUGUGGGAUCACUUGUGCUCCGCAUCAGAGUCGUUUCCUGAGAUGUACAGGGCGUACUCGCAUCUCAGGUCGAAGAACUGGGUGGUGCGGUCAGGUUUGCAGUAUGGUACGGAUUUCGUCGCUUACCGUCAUCACCCCGCGCUCGUCCACUCGGAGUUUGCUGUGGUUGUGGUUCCGGAAGGAUCGGGGUUCGGCGGUAGGUGUGGCCGCCUGAAGGUGUGGUCUGAUCUACUGUGCGCGCUCCGAGCUUCUGGCAGUGUGGCCAAGACGCUGCUGGUUCUGACAAUCUCCAGCAAUGUCUGUGAACUGAGAUCCCCAGAUUGUUUGGAACGGUUGGUUGUUCAUGAAAGAACUAUUACAAGGUGGAUAGCCCAGCAGUGCCGUGAGCAGCGAUGUAAACCGUGCAGAGAAGAAGCAUAUACGGAAGAACAAGAUCACGCAGGAGAAACUGUAGUGUUCAACUAUUGGGGUCUAGUACUAGGUUUCGCAGUUCUUUCUAGCCUGCUUGUAUACAAGCUGAGAUUCCGACAAUCAAGCUAA
This is a messenger RNA of Triticum turgidum subsp. durum (durum wheat), 3144 nucleotides long. The record is from the annotation of a GenBank genome assembly. NCBI's taxonomy places the organism in Eukaryota, Viridiplantae, Streptophyta, Magnoliopsida, Poales, Poaceae.